Molecule: messenger RNA, 1079 nt
Organism: Lotus japonicus
Lineage: Eukaryota; Viridiplantae; Streptophyta; Magnoliopsida; Fabales; Fabaceae
Product: protein MKS1
Exons: 1
Coding region: 261-911 (216 amino acids)
Cellular component (GO): nucleus
Source: RefSeq, a predicted model, not a curated record
UGAAUAUGUGGUCAAACAAUCUCUCUGGGUCAAUAAAUGACCAUAUGUUUUACUCGUUGGCAAACUAGUGAACAAUAUUUUUGGUCCAAAAUCUCAUUUCAUUGCAUUUUCCUCUUAUCUCAAUUUUUUUAUUUAAUUCACGAAAAAAACAACAACUAUAUACUUUAUAGUUUCUUCCAUGUGAUUCGAACCAGUCCCUUCGCAUCAACACGCAUUUUUCGAUUUUUCCUCCAAAAUUCAGCUCCACCGUCACCGCCACCAUGAACCCGCCUGAGUUUCCCUCCGGCGGAACCUCAACGCCGUCUCCGAAGAAAGAUGUCCAGCUCCAAGGGCCACGCCCGCCGCCUCUUAGAGUCAGCAAAGAGUCUCACAAGAUCCGCAAGCCGCCGCUUCCUCCCGGCGCCUACCACCAACCGACGGCGGACCCAUCCCAGCACCGGCAGCCGAUGAUAAUCUACUCCGUCUCCCCCAAAGUCCUCCACGUUGACGUCGACGACUUCAUGAACGUAGUCCAGCGCCUCACCGGACCCUCCACCGGCGACAACGAAAACGCUCCCCCAUCCGGUGGCGAUAUCUCGCCAGCGGCGAGACUCGCGUCCAUCGAGAAAACAAGCCCGUCGGAGAGGGAAAGAGCUCAAAGUCAAAGCGGAAAUGAUGAUGACUUGACGUGGUUGUUAGAAGGAGUGGAAAUGGGUCAGUUCCACGGUGUGUUAUCGCCGGCGCCGGCGACACUUCCGCCGAUUCCGUCGGGGUUUUUCUCACCUGUGGCGGACACGCAAACGACGUCGUAUUGGCAGGACAUGAGUCCGUAUUGGUCUGCGAACAGCUUCGUGGUGAGUCCGUCGGGUUUGCUUUCAGCCGCCGUGGUUUCUCCGCUGCCGUCGCCGAAUCUCUUCAAUAUCUUUGACUAAUAUUGUUUUUUUUUUUGGGGGCUUGGCUUUAAUUGAUGAUUGGUUUAGGAUGGUGGAAAAUUCAACAUUCACUGACUUUUGAAACAUAAGUUUUGUAACUAUAUUGAAGGCCCAUCAAUGUGUUUGGUCAGAACUGGCUCCAUUUAUUUAUUAGUCACGGUUUGCUCA